AUGAAAUAUUCUGUAUCGGUAUGGAAACAACAUGAACUUCAUCCAAAAAUUGCAAACGAAGAUGCAAUUAACUGGAUCUUUCUCGCUGAUCUAUUAAACUUUUCUUUUUGGUCCGAUUUAGAAAAAGAUAAAGGAUCGAAUUGUCAAGAAAGGUUUACCAUCCUUUAUAAAGAUAAACGAUAUACGGGAUAUUGGUCCUUAUGCGCGGCAAUUAAUCGAGCCAUUGAUGAAGGGAUACCAAUUACAACACCAUCAGUUUAUGCCUCAGCAGAAAAUUUAAAUGAUGAUAAAAUUAAAUAUGCCUUUCGUUCUCAUACAGGCGAAGAAAUUCCUUUGCUUCAGGAACGUAUUAAUUGUAUGAGAGAAGCCGGUAAAAUUCUAGUUGAGAAAUUCGACGGUAGUUUUAUUAAUUGUAUUAAACAAUCAAAUAAUUCUGCCAUGAAAUUGCUAAAAAUAAUUACCGAUAAUUUUGAAUGUUUUCGUGACGAAUGUGAAUUUCUUGGACGUAAAGUCCAACUUUAUAAACGAGCUCAAAUAUUAAUAGCUGAUACUUGGGCUUGUUUUGAAGGACAAGGUUAUGGUUCUUUUAAUGACAUUGAUGAAAUAACAAUGUUUGCAGAUUAUAGGGUUCCACAGGCACUUCAUCAUUUAGGUGCAUUGUCAUAUUCUCAACAUUUACUCAACAUGAUAAACUCAUUCACAUUAUUACCAAAUGGUUCACAAUUAGAAAUCGAGAUUAGAGGAAAAUAA
Molecule: messenger RNA, 750 nt
Organism: Funneliformis mosseae
Lineage: Eukaryota; Fungi; Glomeromycota; Glomeromycetes; Glomerales; Glomeraceae
Source: the annotation of a GenBank genome assembly